Messenger RNA from Photinus pyralis (common eastern firefly), 2146 nucleotides. RefSeq names its product transmembrane protein 62-like. Bases 185 to 2059 code for a protein of 624 amino acids. The record is from RefSeq and is a predicted model, not a curated record. The transcript has 10 exons. NCBI's taxonomy places the organism in Eukaryota, Metazoa, Arthropoda, Insecta, Coleoptera, Lampyridae. Gene Ontology annotation, molecular function: hydrolase activity.
GUUGUGCAUUAUCGACGAAAACGAAUAUGCACGUUAAAAUUUGAUUAGUUUGUGUUGAGACUUCGCGGUGCGAGUACCUACACGUCAAAAUUAACGAUAAUCGCCCAUUCUUACGUUACUCACCGGUAAUUUUCUCCAGUUCUUGCAGUUAGUCGUCUGUAUGGGGUGUCUUAAAGGUUAAGUGAUGCUUUCAUUUUGGCCACUUCUUUUAAUUAUUUCAAGAAGUAUUUUAAAUGUAUUUCCUCAACAAUUUGAACCAAAGCCUCAAACUGAAAAACUGUUCAUGACCAACAAAAGCGACCACUUAAUUUGGUUUUUACAGAUAUCGGACAUACACAUUAGUGCAUUCAAAGACCCAUCUCGCCUGACCGAGUUUAGAGAGUUCUGCGAAAAUGCUAUAAACGUUUUUAAACCUUCACUAGUGAUUGCAUCCGGUGAUAUAACAGAUGGUAGAAAUUCGGACGGGUUUACUACACAACAAAUAGAAAAAGAAUGGUCCAAUUACCAAAACGUCUUAACUGGUUUGAAUGUAUCUCAACACAUGGUAUGGUUGGAUAUCAGAGGCAACCAUGACACCUUCAACGUGCUUGAUCUGAAAUCAAAUCAGAAUUACUUCGUGAAUUAUUCCGUACGGGGCAAGGCAAACCCUCGGUCAUACCUGUACCAGCUGGACAAGAACGGCGAUGUGUACUCAUUCAUCGCGGUUGAUGUAACUCUACGAACGGGACCUCGAUUCCCCUUCAAUUUUGCCGGCUUUUUAGACUCUGGAGAAGCACAAGUCGUCGAUAACAUUACUAAGCAAGUGGAAUCUAGUGAUAGUAGCUAUACGAUAUGGUUUGGUCAUUAUCCAACUUCGUGUGUUGUUAGUCAUGAACCGGGUGGAAUACGCUCACUUAUAGGAAGACAUGGACGUGGACUGGUGUAUUUAUGUGGGCAUUUGCAUACAUUUGUUCCGGAGAUGUACACAAUGCACGAGGAGGGUUUCUUGGAGCUCGAGUUAGGAGAUUGGAAAGAAAAUCGAAUGUAUCGAUUAUUGGCAGUUGAUCAUGGGUUGCUUUCGUUUGUUGAUGUCAAACAUCAAGAUUGGCCUAAGAUUUUAAUUACAAAUCCGAAGCACGCUUUGUUUGUAAUCCCAGACAAAGAAAAUUUAGAAAUUAUUCGAGAAUCGACACAUGUUCGUCUCCUAGUGUUUUCUAUUGCGCCCAUAGAAUUUGUAAAAGUUCGAGUUGACAAUGAAAACUGGACAGUAUGUGAAAACAUCGAUGGUCCUUUAUAUGCAGCCCCUUGGAAUCCUAAAAUGUACAGUACAGGUCUUCACCACGUUAAGGUGCAUGUCAAAGAUGCCUUUGGAAGGAAUAAGUAUGAGACACAGUCGUUUUCGUUAGAUGGAACGAAACUAUCUUUCAGUCUUUUACCAACAUUUGUUUUAAAGACAAGUGCAAAUAUUGUGUUCAAGUUAAUGUUUUGGAUUGUGAACAUUUUGAUCUUGGCGCCCUUACUACUACUCAAAUUGCUUCAGUAUCGAGAUAUUAGAAGAGGCAACACUGAUCAACGAAACUGUCGCUCUGGGUGUAUAUGUUAUAGAAAGCUCUGGACUGUAGUAUCGGUAGAUCGAAUUUUUUGGCCUUUGGUGGUAUACCAAAUUUAUUUGUCAUCCGGACCUUGGACGGUCGGCUACAUCAUCGAAGAUCAUAUUGGUGCUAUUUUUGUAUGGGGCAUACACAUCAAUGGUGUGUUCUUAACAGGAUCUUUUACAUACCUUUAUGGCUUUAUGCAGUUAUUAAUAUUUCAACUGCCUCUAAUACUUGUUUUGGCGUUUGGAGUGGAUCAUCGGAUGCAGUCUUUCUUGCGGUUUCAGAAAGUGUCUUGGUUUAUAAAGAUAGGACUUCAUCUUCCGUUUUUUAUAAUUUUAGCGUGUCAAUUCAUUCUAGCGUACUUCUUUGGGUCAGCUUACGGUAUUAUGGCAUGUUUACUUUGUCCAAUACAUACAUGGGCAAUAGUAUUUUCAAGUAUAUUGUGGAUGCAAUCGUUCUCUUUACAGAAACAUCAUCCUCUAUAAUUUUUGUUCUAAUAAUGUGCUGUGCAAUUUAACUGCUGUAAAGCCAUAUUGAUGUUGCUAUUAAAUACAAACUGAUCUACAUGACCA